AUGGAGGAGAACGGGUUUGAGAAGGCUGUGCGGAGAGGAGACGUGCAGACUUGGAAGCCUCACGUGUUUCUCCGUCUGUUCACUCAGUUUGGCGGGACCGCACUCCAUGAGGCCAGCGGGAACGGGAACACUGAGAUAGUGAAGCUGCUAUUACAACAUGACGCUGAUGUGGAGGCGAGGGACAGCUAUGGCCGGACCGCUCUCCAUGUGGCCUGCAUAACCGGGAACACUGAGAUAGUGAAGCUGCUAUUACAACAUGACGCUGAUGUGGAGGCGAGGGACAACUAUGGCUGGACCGCACUCCAUGUGGCCAGCAUGGCCGGGAACACUGAGAUAGUGAAGCUGCUAUUCCAACAUGACGCUGAUGUGGAGGCGAGGGACAACGAUGGUAGAAAACCAAUGGACGUCGCAAGUGACAAAGACCUCCGACGCUUCCUGAAGGAUCAUGCUGCAGAGGUUUCCUACCACAAACUGAUGGAACAGUCCGGUGGGGUGAAAGUCGACAGGUUUAAACUGUGCAUCUGUGGACCACAGGAAGCUGGCAAAUCUACGCUGAAGGAAAGUCUUCAAACGGGUCCCUUUGCCGCUUUCUUCCGGGAUCGAAUGACUCCAGACGAUCAGCCCCAUGAGCCCACCCCUGGUGUAAAUGUGGGAACAACCAACAUUCCCGGUGUGGGGGAGGUCAGUGUGUGGGACUUCGCUGGACAGUCGGAGUACGCGGUCACCCACAGCAUGUUCAUGGAUGCAGAGAACACCGUCUUCAUUGUGAUGUACAACAUCAUGAACGACUUUAAAACGCAGAAGAAAGAGGUCCGCUGGUGGUUGUGUUUCAUCAAGUCCUGCAACGCAAAGAGUGCGCCUAACGUCAUCCUUGUGGCCAGCCACGCGGACCAGACUAACACAGGACACCAAAGGGCAUCUUCCAUUCUUAAGUUGAUGACGGCCGAGUUCAAAGACUGCCUAAACAUCUCAGACGAAGUGUUCCUUCUUGACUGCAGAAGGACUCGUCAAACUGACAUAAGGCGUCUUAAGGACCUUUUGACCAAACUUAAGAAACAGCUUCUACAAAAUCAGAGAGACAUGCCCACGCUGUGUGCUAAGAUCAUGACGUCCCUACCAAAAUGGGUCAAGGAAAAGUGCAGCCCAAAGUGUCCUGUCAUGGGAUGGACGGAGUACGUGCAGGCAGCGAAGGAGAUCGACCGCUUUGUCGCUGAAGAUUUUUUGAAGACAUCUUCACAAUACCUGGAUCAUUUGGGAGAGAUCUUAUUCGUCCCCCCACCGAACGCUGACCCCAUCAUUGUCCUGGAGCCAAACUGGCUCUGCACGGAUGUCUUUGGCAAGGUGAUGGCACCAGAAAACUUCCCAGUCCAUUUGAGAACAAGAGACGAUAUCGUCACUAAAGAGGACAUCCAGGAAGUGUUCGAAGAUAUCGCCGAUGUCGACCUCCUCAUCACCCUGCUGCAAGAGUUCCAACUCUGUCACACCUUUGACGGACAGGAGUUCAUCAUCCCCGGGCUGCUGACACAGACCAUGCCUCCAGAGAAGUGGCAGCCGACCGCAGACCCCGCCAAGACCGUGUACUUCGGCAAGCAAGUCCAGUGUGCCGACACCACCGACAUGUUCUCCUCCGGGUUCUUUCCCCGUGUGCAGACCCGCCUGAUGAGGCAGCUGAAGAAUCGCCCGCUGCUGUGGAGAGACGGAGCCAAGUGUUUCGACUGUAACGUGGAAAGUCUCAUCAAGCUGUCCCCAGACGGCCGUGCGGUCAACAUCUGUGUGCGGAGCGAGCAGGCCGACAAGCCGAGCUGCCGACAGAUGCUCGAGCUGAUAGAGAACAUCAUCAACAACGUGCUCGACGAGUGCAGCCCAGGUACCACUACAGAGGAGAGGGUGCUCAGCGCUCGUGCACUGAAGGAACACAGAGAAGAAGUCUACUCCUACAGCAUGGAUCAGAUCAACAAGGCCGAGGACGGCAUCGUCUAUCACGACAUCCUUGGCUUCUCAGAAGACGUCGAUGACCUGCUGUAUGGCGGAAGAGACAAUGAGGAGGAACAAGGAGCUGCUGGAAACACCACGGUCCAACAGACGAUCGUGUAUGGAGGUGGAAACUUGUUCUUUAGGGCAGGUGAUCAUGCUCACAUCGACAUGCCAAGCGCCAUUCAAGGUGACCUUGGGCAACUUCGGUUGGAAGGUAGUUUGCCUGAUGACAUGGGACAGCUACAGAUUGAGGAGAAUGUGCCUGAUGACAUUGGACAGCUACAUUUGGAAGAGAAUACGCCAGGUGACAUGGGUCAGCCGAGCUAGAAGAGCAUGUGCCUGAUGACCUGGGACUGUAAUAGUUGGAGGAGAACAUGUCUGAUGAUC
Branchiostoma floridae (Florida lancelet) is the source of this 2361-nucleotide messenger RNA. Its product is annotated as death-associated protein kinase 1-like. Lineage: Eukaryota; Metazoa; Chordata; Leptocardii; Amphioxiformes; Branchiostomatidae. The record is from RefSeq and is a predicted model, not a curated record. The transcript is spliced from 11 exons. Gene Ontology annotation, molecular function: protein binding. Bases 1 to 2301 code for a protein of 766 amino acids.